Macrosteles quadrilineatus (aster leafhopper) is the source of this 1284-nucleotide messenger RNA. RefSeq lists its product as uncharacterized. Lineage: Eukaryota; Metazoa; Arthropoda; Insecta; Hemiptera; Cicadellidae. Gene Ontology annotation, cellular component: cytoplasm. The record is from RefSeq and is a predicted model, not a curated record. Gene Ontology annotation, molecular function: ubiquitin protein ligase activity. The transcript is spliced from 4 exons. The coding region runs from base 20 to 838 and encodes 272 amino acids.
CUUCAGUUGAGCUAGGAUCAUGGCUCUGAGAAGACAAUCAACCUCCUUGAAUCACCCUGAUACGUUGGACAGGACAUCGAUCAGCCUACUUGUGAUGAUAUGUGAAUGUCCGGUGUGUGGGAACGUGGCCAAGCCUCCCAUGAAGAUGUGUUUCAACGGACACGUCAGUUGUGUGGCUUGUGUACUAGAUACCCCAUCUUGCUCUACUUGUCAGGAGCGUUUCUCCUGUAUCCGACCAAUGGUGAUGGAGCAGAUUAUGAGAGUGGUGGGGGGUGCGUGUCGAAAUGCUCGCUGGGGCUGCCUGGUGUUCCCGGACCCGUCUGUACGCCAGGACCACGAGCAGGUGUGCGGCUGGCGGAGAGUGAGAUGUGUCUGGUGCUGCGUCUCCGUCGGCGUCAACAAGUGGGCAGAACAUGUGGUGGAUAAACACGGAGCACACGCCCUCUGUUACGACACUCAAGGUCUUGAGGCUAUUCCGUUGGGCUUGAAUGAAGAAAAGAGUCUCUUCUACAUAAACGGAGUUAUGUUUUGCCUGUAUAUCAUGCGAAGACAGGACCACGGACCUCUUCACCUUAUUUUGCAAUGUUUCCCGACAUCAAAAGAUGAUAUGGACACUAUUUUCGAAGUCCAGUUGGAAAACAAAGGGUUGUACUUUCGACAGUCAAUCCAUCCCAUUUCGGAUGCCGUUAAACGGUCAAAGGUUUUUGAGAGUUUGGAUAAGGGUAUUACCAUUCCUCAUUACUUUUUGAAACAGAAAGAUUACUUUUAUUUCAAAAUCACUAUGCCAAUUAUCUUUAAUAAUAAAAAGGUGCUUGCUGCUCCGAAAGUGGAGUGUUGAAAAUGUACUUUAGUUUGUUUUGGGUUUUUGUUGAAGCAAGGAGAUUUGUACAAUGAUCCACCAAGUGGUUUACAUGUUGAAAUCGUGUACAUGAAUACUUAUAAUUACUCUGAUGAAGUAAAGUAGCUACAAAGAACCCCCCUUUUAAUUUUUACCUAUGUUAAACAUGUUAUUUGUUUGUUGAGAAGUGCAAAUUUAAAGUUAAGCGUAAAGCUGUUGAUUCCCAUGCUGCUAAUUCAUUUUGUUAAUUGUUAAUAUUAAAUCAUAAGAUAUUUUAUGUAAUAUAAUUACACACAUUAGUUACUUGUGAUUGUGUUUGGUAUGUAAUUGUAUGUAUUAUUAAAUGUAUUUAGCUUUUUGUAACUUACUGAAUUAUAAUUGCCAUGAAUAAAUCUCAUUGGUUAAAUUGUCGAAUUUGAUUUUAAAAAGGAAUGUAUAGAGUCAAA